AUGUUCGUGUUAAUCAGUGAAAGACUUCUUAUUUGGAAAUAUGGCUCCCUCUCCAUUGGCCCCUACCUCUACGUCAUAUAUGGCUCCCUCUUCGACACUCGUUCGUUUCCGAUCAACUUCAGCUUUUCCUCGUGGGACUUCCUUUGCCCGAUGCUCACACUGCGCGGAAGUUUCGCCUGCACUACGGUUCCAAAAUCGGGAGAGAUUCUCGUCGCCGGUGGCGGAUCCUCGUACACUCUAUUCAGCGCGGCUGGAAGCCGAACGAGCUCAGUGGAGUGGUAUGAUAUUGGGAGAAAUGAAUGGGGUGCAAUGGAUGGGUUGCAGUUCUCAACCGGGUGCGCGGGGUUUUUUGUUGGCGACGGUGAAAAGAAGGAGUUCUGGGUUAUGGGUGGGUACGGCGAGUCCAGAACAAUAUCAGGGGUUUUUCCUGUGGAUGGAGACGCUGUGGUGAUGGAAUUGAAGAAUGAGAAUGGUAGUUGUAGGUGGAGAGAGGUUGGGGAUAUGUGGGAAGCAGGGGAGAGGGUGAGACUGGGAAAAAUUGUUGUCAUCGAAGAUGACGAUGAUUGCGGUGGACUUGCUGUUUUCAUGCUUGAUCGGAAUGUUAUAGUCAAAUAUGACAUGGCUUCAAACCGUUGGUGUAAGGAGUCACGUAUACCAAGACAGGCCCCAUGCAACGAGAGAUUUUUAGUAUUUGUUGUUUUGGAUGGAGAGUUGCAUGUAAUAACCCUUUUGAAGGCAGUCGAGCCAGCAGAAAUCCGCAGGCCGCGAUCGCAUACGAGAGCUGGCACACUGUACGUCCAAAUAUACCAUCCUAAGAAGAAGACAUGGAGAUCUAUCAUAACAAAGUCACCUUUCCAUUACAGCUUGGAUUUCAAUACUGCAGUUAUGAGCACCAUUUGCUUGUGA
Messenger RNA from Malus domestica (apple), 906 nucleotides. Its product is annotated as F-box/kelch-repeat protein OR23. The record is from RefSeq and is a predicted model, not a curated record. Gene Ontology annotation, molecular function: protein binding. Lineage: Eukaryota; Viridiplantae; Streptophyta; Magnoliopsida; Rosales; Rosaceae.